GCCACUCUCUCUCUCUCUCUCUCUCCACUUAAUAUUAUUAUAUAUACAAACGCAUGUAAAAGCUGAUUCAGAUCAGACGUCAGGCGUAACCGUAACGAUAUCGUUUAUCUAAUUCAUCGCUGACCUUUUUACAUCCCUAUCUUUCCUUUCCCAUAAAUUCAACUUUGUGUAAUCCAUUUCGUUUCACUCAUUUCUAUAAAGCAUACCUCAGCCGGUGUUUGAUUUCCUUUUAUUUAUAUUUUCCGGCAAAAACCUAUUUUGUAGUCUCUGGGUUUCGUUCAACGGGAAUUGAGAAAUUGGGUGUUUGAUUGUGAUCCCUUUUGGCUUUCGAUUUGGUCGGUGUUAUUACCAUGAGGAAACUGAGGUCAAAGCUUGCAUUUUCUCGUAUAGUUGUUUUGGGUGUGCUGACCUGAAUCUUCUUGAUCGGGCAAGAAUUAAAAAAAAGGAGGUUAGCAUCUGUUUCUUGACUUCUUUUUACGAAUUGGGAUAUCUAUAUCUGUAAUUGUAUUUGUCUGAUUUUUUGGGCAAAGAUAGUAUAUAUGCCAAUUGGCUGAACAGAGUUCCAAUUCAAAGCUCUUAGUUCAUUUUUGGGUGUGGGUAUUCUCCUUGGGUAACUCUUGAUUCUCUUCUGAAUUUAUCGACAUAUCUCUUGACACAGUUUCAGCUCUUACUUGAUUUUGGGUGAGUAAGUCUAGGUUCUCAUUGAUUCUCUGUCGACAUAAAGACAUAUUUUGAUUUUGUUGAGAAAAACCAUUCCCAAUAUUAACCUCUGUUCUUGAAGAAUCAGUUCUUUUAAAGGAUAUACAUCCAUCUGGGUAGUUUGUUGACCACCCGGAACUUCAUUCUGAGGAUCAUUGGUAUUACUCUCUCUCUUCAUUUGAUAGAACAUACAAUUAGGAUCACCUCACUCUUCUUUAGAUAUGGAUAUAAGUAACGAGGCAAGUGUUGAUCCUUUCUCAAUUGGACCUUCGACAAUCGUGGGUCGGACAAUUGCUUUCAGAAUCUUGUUCUGCAAAUCAAUGUCGCAUUUGAGGCAUCAGAUCUUUAAUAUUUUGGUAUAUCACCUACGACGAGCCAAGAACUAUUUGUCUGAAUAUUUCACACCUUUAGUGUCGUGGUUUCAUCCCCGGAACCCACAAGGGAUACUGGUAAUGAUGACACUAAUAGCUUUCUUAUUGAAACGAUACACCAAUGUGAAAAUGAGGGCCGAGAUGGCUUAUAGGAGGAAAUUUUGGAGGAACAUGAUGAGAGUUGCCUUAACUUAUGAGGAAUGGGCUCAAGCUGCUAAGAUGCUUGAUAAAGAAAUCCCUAAAAUGAAUGAGUCGGGCCUUUAUGAUGAAGAACUUGUAAGGAAUAAGCUCCAAGAGCUCCGACACCGUCGCCAGGAGUGUUCUUUGAGAGAUAUUAUAUUUUGCAUGCGAGCUGACCUUGUUAGAAAUCUUGGUAAUAUGUGCAAUCCAGAGCUUCACAAGGGAAGGCUUCAAGUGCCCAAACUCAUAAAGGAAUAUAUAGAUGAGGUCUCAAUGCAGUUGAGAAUGGUUUGUGACAAUGAUUCGGAGGAGCUUCUUUUGGAGGAGAAGCUUGCUUUUAUGCAUGAGACAAGACAUGCGUUUGGGAGGACAGCUUUGCUUUUGAGUGGUGGUGCUUCCCUUGGAUCUUUUCAUGUGGGUGUGGUGAAGACACUGGUGGAGCAUAAACUUUUGCCCCGGAUAAUUGCUGGUUCUAGUGUGGGAUCAGUUAUGUGCUCGAUUGUUGCAACUAGAUCUUGGCCUGAGCUCCAAAGUUUUUUCGAGGAUUCUUGGCACUCUUUGCAGUUUUUCGAUCAGAUGGGUGGGAUUUUUGCAGUAGUUAAGAGGGUCAUGACACGGGGUGCAGUUCAUGAAAUCAGACAAUUGCAGAUGAUGUUAAGGCAUCUCACAAAUAAUCUUACAUUCCAAGAAGCUUAUGACAUGACCGGUAGAAUCCUUGGGAUAACAGUUUGCUCCCCAAGGAAGCAUGAGCCGCCCAGAUGCCUUAACUACUUGACUUCACCUCAUGUUGUCAUAUGGAGUGCAGUGACAGCCUCUUGUGCCUUUCCUGGCCUUUUUGAAGCUCAAGAACUAAUGGCAAAGGAUAGAAGUGGAGAAAUUGUUCCUUAUCAUCCACCAUUUCAUUUGGUGCCUGAAGAGGCUCCAGGCACAGCUGUGCGUCAGUGGAGGGAUGGCAGCUUGGAGAUUGAUUUGCCCAUGAUGCAGCUGAAGGAGCUCUUCAAUGUCAAUCAUUUUAUUGUAAGUCAGGCAAAUCCUCAUAUUGCACCUUUUCUGAGGCUGAAGGAUUUUGUGAGAGCUUAUGGAGGCAGCUUUGCUGCCAAGCUUGCUCAUCUAGCUGAGAUGGAGGUGAAACACAGGUGCAACCAGAUACUGGAACUUGGUUUCCCACUAGGAGGUCUUGCCAAGCUGUUUGCUCAAGAUUGGGAGGGUGAUGUCACUGUUGUAAUGCCUGCCACCCUAGCUCAGUACUCUAAAAUAAUUCAGAACCCGUCUCAUUUGGAGCUUCAAAAGGCAGCCAACCAGGGAAGGAGGUGUACUUGGGAAAAACUCUCAGCCAUCAAAGCUAACUGCGGGAUUGAACUUGCUCUUGAUGAGUGUGUUGCAAUACUCAAUCACAUGCGCAGACUCCGAAGAAGGGCUGAGAGAGCAGCUGCAGCUUCUCAUGGCCUCGCCAGCACAGUCAGAUUCAGUGCUUCUAAAAGAAUUCCUUCUUGGAACUGCAUUGCGCGAGAGAACUCUACAGGCUCCCUUGAAGAAGACCUACUCGCAGAUGUUGCUUCCUCACUCCAUCAAGGAGUUGGUGUGUCCACAGGAGGAAACUCUGGCCGGAAUUCACGAACCCAUCAUUACAUUCAUGAUGGGAGUGAUAGUGAAUCUGAGAACGUUGAUUUGAAUUCUUGGACAAGAUCUGGUGGACCCUUGAUGAGGACAACUUCAGCUGACAAAUUCAUUGACUUUGUCCAGAACCUGGAAGUGGACAGUGACUCCAAAACACACAGAGGAAUUAUGGCUCAUCCGAACAAUGUAAUGAAUCAAAUGGCUGGCAGGGAUCCAUAUUAUCAAACCUCAACUGUAACAACUUCAGAUAGAAACUCAGAUGUAGAAUUUGAUCAGAGGGAUUUCAACAACAGGAUUUCCAUGAGCAGUUCUAGCAUUACAGUGGCUGAAGGUGACCUUUUGCAGCCUGAGAGGAUUCAUAACGGGAUUGUGUUCAAUGUUGUAAAGAAGGAAGACUUGACCCCAUCGAAUAUAAGUCAUGAUUCAGAAAACAACAGCUCACAACAUGAUUCAGUUGCUGAAUGUGUGCAACUUGAUUGUCCAGAAAAGGAAACGGAUGCAAGUUCAUCGUCUGAAUAUGAUGAAAGUGAAGUCACUGUAGGUGAUGGUCUAGGCGAAAUGGAUUCUGGUUGUGACUCCAUGAGUCAUUCGGCAUAGAUGAUGGUGCGGUACAGAUGGUGGAGAUUCGGUUAUGCUCUGCUGCUGAUUCAGAGGACUUGAUUUAAUGCUGGAGUUAAACUGAAGUUUACUAACAGCAGACAAUUGGGAAUUUUAUUUCCACUCCAGAGUAGAAAGCAGAAAGUGAGGAACACAAAGCACUGUUCUCAGAGCAUGACUGUGUUGGUUCUGCACUUAUAAAUAAGCAGUCCUGCAAUAUCAUUCCUUUGAGAUUGUUAUUGUGUAAAAUAAUCUUGUGUAAGCACACCAAAGUUCUUUAACUUUUUAAAUUCAGUUGCAGUUAGCAUAUUUCUUAUGCUUUAGCUAGAUUGUGGCUAGCUGAAUUGCAAUAAGAGCUGUUUCUUCAAGAGGCAUCCAAAAUCAAAAACUUAGUU
Messenger RNA from Ilex paraguariensis (yerba mate), 3859 nucleotides. Lineage: Eukaryota; Viridiplantae; Streptophyta; Magnoliopsida; Aquifoliales; Aquifoliaceae. The record is from the annotation of a GenBank genome assembly.